This is a messenger RNA of Theobroma cacao (cacao), 932 nucleotides long. The record is from RefSeq and is a predicted model, not a curated record. NCBI's taxonomy places the organism in Eukaryota, Viridiplantae, Streptophyta, Magnoliopsida, Malvales, Malvaceae.
UCCUCAGUACCUCUCCUUCUCCCCAUACCUCACACAAUUCAUCUUAGGCCUCAGCUUCCUGCUAUCUUAACCUUCUCCACCUUUCUUUGCCUUUUGCUUCGAGACGCGCACACAUACGUAUAUGUUAGCAUGGCUCGUUCACGUGCCAUGCUCGCGCUGACUUUGGUGCUGGCUCUGAUAUCAUGUUCAGUAGCUCAAAGUCCAUCAGCAGCACCAACAAUGCCACCGAGUUCAAGCACCGCACCCCCUACUGGUGGUACUCCCCCUACAGCAUCCACCCCACCACCCACCUCCAUGACACCUCCCCCUACAGCAUCCACCCCACCACCCACCUCCACGACACCUCCCCCAGCUAUGACUCCAACUUCCGCACCCCCACCGGCCACGUCCAGCCCUCCUUCCAUGACUCCAACAAGCCCAAUGGCUCCUAGCCCAUCAUCAACUCCAAUGGCCCCGAGCCCAUCAUCUACCCCUAUGGCACCAAGCCCAUCAAUAAGCUCGCCACCUGCACCUUCCAUAGCUUCUCCUCCUGGACCAGCGGGAGCCGAUAAUCCAGCAGCAUCAGGACCUUCUCCCUCUACUGCUCCGCCUCCUUCCGUUACGGCUUCGCCAAGCUUUGCUGCUUCUACACGUGAAUACAGCAUGUCCUUGUUAGCAUUGCUCGGAGGAGUUGCACUCUUUGUUUAGGACACAGUUUUUUUCCAAAAUUUUUAAUCUUUUUUCUUUUGUUUAUUUUAUGUAGAUCAAGCUGUUCACUGUGUAUUCUUUUUUUUUUGGUUACAUUCUCUCUCUCUCUGGUUGAUUCUUGGAGCUGCAUUUGUGAUUUGCGAGGUGCCUUUAUUUUUGAAGAUUUACAUUGAAUGUUACAGCUCUUUUGUAGCAUUUUGACUUAGCCUAAUAAAGAGAGACUUUGUGAUUCUUGUUUUGCGUUA